Molecule: messenger RNA, 2258 nt
Organism: Neomonachus schauinslandi (Hawaiian monk seal)
Lineage: Eukaryota; Metazoa; Chordata; Mammalia; Carnivora; Phocidae
Gene: PNPLA5
Product: patatin like phospholipase domain containing 5
Exons: 9
Biological process (GO): lipid homeostasis; triglyceride catabolic process
Cellular component (GO): membrane; lipid droplet; cytoplasm
Molecular function (GO): triacylglycerol lipase activity
Source: RefSeq, a predicted model, not a curated record
GGGCCGGCCUCACCGCUAUGCGCUGCUACGAGGACGAGGGCAGCUGGAGCCUGUCCUUCUCGGGCGCCGGCUUCCUGGGGCUCUACCAUGUGGGCGUGACCCGCUGCCUCAGCGAGCGCGCCCCGCACCUCCUCCAGGGCGCCCGCCGCUUCUACGGCUCCUCGUCCGGGGCGCUCAACGCCGUCUGCCUCGUCGCGGGCAAGUCCGUCGAUUUCUGCUGCUCCCAUCUCCUGGGCAUGGUCAAGCAGUUGGAGCAGCUGAGCCUGGGCAUCUUCCACCCCGCCUUCGCACCCAUUGAGCACAUUAGGCAGCAGUUGCAGGACAGCCUGCCUUCCAACAUUCAUAUCCUGGCCUCCCAGAAGCUGGGCAUCUCGCUGACCCGAUGGCCCGAUGGCCACAACAUCGUAGUCACCAACUUCACAACCCGCGAUGAAGUCAUCCAGGCUCUGGUCUGCACCCUAUACUUUCCUUUCUACUGUGGGACAAUUCCCCCCGAAUUCAGAGGGGAGCGCUAUAUCAACGGGGCUCUGAGCAACAACCUGCCCUUUGCGGACUCCUCCUCCACCAUCACUGUGUCCCCUUUCCACGGGACAGUGGACAUCUGCCCUCAGAGCACCUCGGCCAGCAUGCAUGAGCUGAAUGCCUUCAAUGCCAGUUUCCAGAUCUCCAAGAAGAACUUUUUCCUGGGGUUCGUCGCCCUCAUACCCCCAGCCCUGAGGUAGGUAGUAGCGGACAGCUGCAGACAAGGCUACCUGGACGCCCUCAGGUUCCUGGAGAGACGUGGACUUACCAAGGAACCGGUGCUUUGGAUGCUGGUGUCGAGGGAGCCCCCAGCCCCAGCUGAUGGGAGCCAGGAUGCCAGUCAUGACAGAGGCCAGAAGAGGGGCCUGUCUCUCAACUGGGCGGUGCCCAGUGUGCUGGUCAAGGAUGUGCCUGACUUUGAGCAGCUCUCACCAGAGAUGGAGGCCGCACUGAAGAAAGCAUGUGUGCGGGACCCUAGCACCUGGGCACGCUUCUGCCGGUCGGGCCUUGGGCGGGCACUGACCUACUUGUUGCUGCCCUACACACUACCCUUCGAGUACGUUUACUUCCGGAGCAGAAGGUUGGUGGCAUGGCUGCCUGAUCUGCCAGCCGACUUGUGGUGGAUGCGGGGCGUGCUGCAGGGCUUGGCCCUCGAGAUCUACUCCAGGUCAAAGGACCAGCUCCUCCGACUGGUCAGCCUGCCCAUGACCAGCCCCCUCCAGCCUGGGGCAGCUCUUCUUGUGGACCUGGCCAAGGAGCCCAGACCUCCCCAUCAGGCCUGAGGGGCACAAAGCAGGGCCAGCCCAGUGACUGGCCUCUCCUGGUCCUUGUCUUAGCCCUCAUCCUGUGCCCAGAUCUGCCCUCAGUCCUCGAGUCCUGACUAGUCUUCCGGAGCUCAGAGCCCAGUGUGGAGCUGUCUGCUGAGCAGCCUUCCUUUCCCCUCAGACUCUUGUCCCUGACUGUGUGGGCGUGUGGCCCCCAGGAGCCAGAAGAGGCCCCACCAGCCCCUCUGGAGCCCCUAUUCCUUGGAGCCAGCUCCUGGGGGCCCAAGGACUUCUUUUUGGGAGAGGCCCAGCCUGCUGGUGUGUCCCUUGGUCGCUGUGUCCAGGUCACCCUGUCAUCAGAGGGAAAAAGGAAGGUAGGAGCUGAGACACACAUCUUGGUUCUUGAAUUUCCAUGUAGGGGGACUCGGGGGCAGCAUCUGCUGAGAAGCAGGGUUCCAGUGCUUUUGCUGAGAUGUUUGCAGAGCACUUUACAGAAGAUAGAGAAAGUGUCAGUGAUUGGAAGGCAAAUGGAAAUGAUGGGUUGGGGUGUGCCUCCCCUCAGAUCCUUUCUCUGACUUCCUUUGUCUGGCACUCGCCCCAGGGUGACCCCCGUGGUCUGCUCAUUCCUGCAACCUUGAUCUCUGACUUCCUACUGGGUACAUCCAGCGGGAGCCCCCAGCAGGAGAUGCGAGGCUGGGAGGAGAGGGGGGGAUCAAAAUCUUCUCAGAAUCCCACCCACAUGUGUCCCAUCGGAGUGUCCAAGGGCCCCUGGCUGCCAGCACCAUUAUUCCUUACUAGUACCUGCACACAGCCCACUCCCAGGCCCCUUUCUUUCUCAGGCAGAGAGGAGACUGGGACACCAGCCCUCCUCUAGCCUCUCCUGGGAGCGGAUCCCUUUCCUGUCCUCAGAGCGGAACCCACACUGUGUCUUGGCCAGGCCCUUAGGAGGCACUCAGCCCGAGCAGGGAUGGG